Molecule: messenger RNA, 7086 nt
Organism: Acanthopagrus latus (yellowfin seabream)
Lineage: Eukaryota; Metazoa; Chordata; Actinopteri; Spariformes; Sparidae
Product: peroxidasin
Exons: 23
Coding region: 113-4549 (1478 amino acids)
Biological process (GO): response to oxidative stress
Molecular function (GO): heme binding; peroxidase activity; protein binding
Source: RefSeq, a predicted model, not a curated record
UGUGUGUGUGUGUGUGUGUGUGUGUCCCAUUUGAACUAACUUGCUGGUAGUCACUGUUUGAGGAGGAGCGGGGCAGCUGGCGCUCUCUGCUCGGCUCGGCUCACUGCUAGCAAUGGCGCUGCGGGCUGGCCAGCUCUUUUCUCCUUGUCUCUACGCGGCGGCUUUGUUACUGCUCGCUAGCGGACCACAGUUCGUAAUUAGCUGUCCGAGUCGCUGUUUAUGCUUCCGAACGACCGUGAGAUGUAUGCAUCUGAACUUGGAAACCGUACCAGCAGUUUCUCCCCAGACUACCAUUCUAGAUCUGAGGUUCAACAAAAUCAAGGAUUUACAACCGGGUUCCUUCAGACGAUUAAAGAACCUAAACACACUCCUCCUCAACAACAAUCAUGUGCGAAGGAUCCCCAGGGGGGCAUUUGAAGACCUGGAAAACCUCAAAUAUCUCUAUUUGUACAAGAAUGAAAUCCAAUCAAUUGACAGACAAGCAUUUAAGGGGCUUGUCUCUCUUGAGCAACUGUACCUGCACUUCAACAACAUUGAGUCUUUGGAACCAGAAUCAUUCACUCACCUACCAAAGCUGGAAAGACUAUUUUUGCACAACAACAGAAUCACCCAGCUAGUCCCGGGUACCUUCUCUCAUCUUCAGGCUAUGAAACGGCUGCGACUGGAUUCCAACGCAUUAAAUUGUGACUGUGAGCUGCUGUGGCUGGCCGACCUGCUGAAGCAGUACGCUGAGUCGGGCAAUGCCCAAGCUGCUGCAACCUGCGACUACCCCAGCCGCCUACAGGGCAGAUCAGUGGCAACACUCACAGCUGAGGAGCUCAACUGUGAGGUACCCAGGAUCACCUCAGAACCCCAGGAUGUCGAUGUUACAUCAGGGAACACUGUCUACUUCACCUGUAGGGCUGAAGGCAACCCCAAACCACAGAUCAUCUGGCUCAGGAACAACAACGCCCUGAACAUGCGUGAUGACAGUCGUCUGAACCUGCUGGAAGACGGGACACUGAUGAUCCAGGACACCAGGGAGACGGACCAGGGAGUCUACCAGUGUAUGGCCAAAAACGUGGCCGGGGAGGUCAAGACAUCACAGGUCACACUGCGGUAUUUUGGAGCCCCUUCCCGGCCAAGUUUUGUGAUCCAACCCCAGAACACUGAGGUGCUGGUUGGAGAGAGUGUGACCCUGGAGUGCAGUGCCACAGGCCAGCCGCAGCCCCGGGUCUCCUGGACAAAGGGUGAUCGAACACCUCUGCCCAACGAUGCUCGCAUCAACAUCACCCCUUCUGGAGGCCUUUUUAUCCAGAAUGUAGUACAAGCUGAUGGAGGAGAGUACACCUGUUUUGCCUCCAAUAAUGUUGAUACCAUACAUGCUACAGCGUAUAUAAUCGUACAAGCAAUCCCCCAGCUCACAGUCACACCACAGGAUCAGUCAGUCUUGGAGGGUCACACGGUGGACUUCCCCUGCGAGGCAAGUGGAUACCCCCAGCCGGUAAUUGCCUGGACACGUGGGGGCAGUCCACUACCCCUAGACCGCCGCCACGUGGUCCUGUCUUCCGGUACUCUCCGCAUCACCCGGGUGGCAGCCCAUGACGAGGGCCAGUAUGAGUGCCAGGCGGUCAGCCCUGUUGGAACUGUACGCACUGCUGUGCAGCUCAGCAUCCAGCAGAGAGUAACGCCUGUUUUCACAAAUGCUCCAAGGGACCUGACAGUGGAGUCUGGCCAGGACAUCCAGAUUCCCUGCAGCGCUCAGGGCCAGCCACAGCCUGUCCUCACCUGGAACAAGGAUGGUGUACAGGUGACAGAGAGUGGCAAGUUCCACAUUAUACCUGAGGGGUAUCUUGAGGUAAAGGAUGUGGGCACUGCUGACGCUGGACGCUACGAGUGUGUCGCCCGCAAUCCCAUCGGCUACCAGGUUGCUAGCAUGGUACUAACAGUCACAGUUCCUGCAGUCAGCCGAGAGGGAGACACGUUUGUGAGCUCUUCCAUAGAGCAGGCCAUCCGUAAUGUGGACAGUGCUAUUGAAUCAACGAGGAGACGUCUCUUUGAUGGUCAGCCUCGUACCCCAGGAGAGUUGCUAGCUCUUUUCCGGUAUCCACGUGACCCCUACACAGUGGAGCAGGCGCGUGCUGGGGAGAUCUUUGAGCAGACACUUCUGCUCAUUCAGAGCCAUGUCAACCAGGGUCUCAUGGUCGACACCAAUGGCACCGCCUUUCGCUACAAUGACCUGGUAUCCCCUCACUUUCUGGAUGUGAUUGCCAAUCUGUCCGGCUGCACAGCCCACCGCCGCUUCAACAACUGUUCUGACAUUUGCUUUCACCAGAAGUACCGCAGCCAUGAUGGGACCUGCAACAACCUGCAGCACCCUAUGUGGGGUGCCUCACUCACUGCCUUUGAACGACUCCUUAAGUCAGUCUAUGAUAAUGGCUUUAACCUGCCAAGAGGUGCUACUGAUCGACUGCAUAAUGGAUACAGGUUGCCUCUGCCGAGGUUGGUGUCCACCACCAUGAUUGGAACAGAGACCAUCACUCCUGAUGACCGCUACACUCACAUGCUGAUGCAGUGGGGUCAGUUCCUAGACCAUGACUUGGACUCAACAGUGGCGGCCCUCAGCCAGUCAAGAUUCUCUGAUGGCCAGCUGUGCACCCAGGUCUGCACCAAUGACCCGCCAUGCUUCCCAAUCCAGUUCCCACCCAAUGACCCAAGGCAGCUGCGCAGUGGUGCUCGCUGCAUGUUUUUUGUCCGAUCCAGCCCUGUAUGCGGCAGUGGGAUGACUUCUCUUCUCAUGAAUAGCGUCUAUCCAAGAGAGCAAAUCAACCAGCUGACCUCUUACAUUGAUGCUUCAAAUGUCUACGGCAGCUCACGACAUGAAUCUGAGGAAAUCCGAGAUUUGGCUAGCCAAAGGGGGCUGCUCCGGCAGGGUAUCAUCCAACGAACAGGGAAGCCACUUCUGCCAUUUGCAACUGGACCACCCACUGAGUGUAUGAGAGAUGAAAAUGAGAGUCCAAUUCCAUGUUUUUUAGCUGGGGAUCACCGUGCCAAUGAGCAGCUUGGUUUGACCGCCAUGCACACAGUGUGGUUCAGGGAACACAACCGAAUUGCUACAGAGCUACUGAGACUGAACCCCCACUGGGACGGGGACACCAUCUACCACGAGGCCAGGAAGAUAGUGGGGGCCCAGAUGCAGCACAUCACCUACAGCCACUGGUUGCCAAAGAUCCUGGGUGAGGCAGGCAUGAAGAUGAUGGGGGCAUACACAGGUUACAACCCCAAUAUAAAUGCUGGCAUCCUGAAUGCUUUCGCCACUGCUGCUUUCCGCUUCGGGCACACCCUCAUCAACCCAAUACUCUACAGGUUAGAUGCGGACUUCCAGCCUAUCCCCCAGGGGCACAUAUCUCUACAUCGGGCCUUCUUCUCCCCGUUUCGCAUCGUGAAUGAGGGCGGGAUCGACCCACUCCUCCGUGGGCUCUUUGGCGUUGCUGGUAAAAUGCGGAUUUCCAGUCAGCUGCUGAACACGGAGCUGACAGAGAGGUUAUUUUCCAUGGCCCAUGCUGUUGCCCUGGACCUUGCUGCCAUGAAUAUACAGAGAGGAAGGGAUCAUGGAAUACCCUCGUACAAUGAUUACAGGACCUUCUGUAACCUGACCUUGGCACAGACGUUUGAUGACUUGAGGAAUGAAAUUAAGAAUCCUAAUGUCAGAGAGAAAAUUCAGAGGCUGUAUGGCACUCCUCUGAACAUAGACCUGUUCCCUGCCUUGAUGGCUGAGGACCUGGUCCCUGGCAGUAGACUGGGGCCCACACUCAUGUGCUUACUGGCAACUCAAUUCAGACGCCUGCGGGAUGGAGACAGGUUCUGGUAUGAAAACCCAGGGGUGUUCACUCCAGCCCAGCUCACCCAGCUGAAGCAGGCCUCUCUGACGCGGGUGCUGUGUGACAAUGGGGACAACAUCACACGUAUACAGCAAGAUGUGUUCAGGGUGGCCGAGCUGCCACACGGCUACAGCAGCUGUGACGACAUCCCGCAGAUCGACCUGCGCAUGUGGCAGGACUGCUGUGAAGACUGCAGAACCAAAGGUCAGUUCAACGCCCUGUCAUACCACUUUAGAGGACGCAGAUCAGCUGAGCAGAGCUACAAAGAGGACAAACCUGCCAACAGCAUCCAGAACAGUCCAGUGGAAGAAUCUGUAGAAAGCCUUGUAAAUGUUACUGUGACCUCCAAAAAAAGCACUGAACCCUCACUCAAUGACUUCCAGGACUUUGUCUCUGACAUGCAGAAGACAAUCACAAGUUUACGAAAACAGAUUAAAAGACUUGAGACCCGUCUGAGCAAGACUGACUGUACUGAUAGUGAGGGACGUGAGCGAACAGAUGGAGAUCGGUGGAAGAAGGACUCCUGUACCAUAUGUGAAUGCAGAAGUGCCCAGGUGACUUGCUUUGUGGAGUCAUGUCCACCAGCUGAGUGCAAACGGCCCGUCAAGCUAAAAGAUGCCUGCUGCCCAUUGUGCCUCGAUCAGGCAAAUGUUGAGAAGAGGCAAAAAGCAAACACCCAUCAUGAAUAACCCUCAGGACCCCCACCCACCCCCUGAUAAACAUUCUAAUGGCUGAAAGUUAUACACUCACAUACAGACAUCCAGAGAGAGGAUGAGACUCAUGAAGGUGUGCUUAUCCACAGCCUCACUAGACCCAAUAGCCUCAGUUUUGUUUUUGUUUUUUUCAUUUUGUGUCUUUUUGUGUUGAACAAGGGAGGGGGGGAUUUUCUUUUCUUUUUGAAAUGUUGCCCCCUCCAGGGCCAGCAGCCUGAGGCACGGUUUGAAAAUGCACUGGCAACCAGCCAGUGAUCACUAAAUGGAUUUAUUUCUGAACCGAUGGAUGGAUGGAUGGAUGGAUGGAUGGAUGGACUGAUGGAUGGAUGGAUGGAUUGUAAACAAGAGGGACAAACCUCUGUAACAGCCUGUUACCAACACUUGGUGACACAACUUGGGGCUACCUGCCGUCAACAAGCAGGAAAGGGAAGUAGAUUGAAAGGUGGCAGCCAUUUUGUUGUCUCACAAAAGUUUCUCAGGUUAGAGAUGCCGAAAACUGGUGCUAUCCCCCCCCUCUUUAUCAAUGAAUUAAUCACUAAAUACAAACUUUCAAUGUAUUGUCUUUUGUAUGCAAAGCAACCUAUAUACACUCAGUAUAUGCCUUAUGAUAAAUCACGAUUGAGAGGCCGAUUUUACUUAACUAAAAGACUUUUUAUGAAUAGAUUUUUUUCAUCUUUUAAUCCAAGGUGCUUUAUAUCAUGUUAUGAAUAUGUAUUUUUUCCUCCCUUCUUGUAUAAAAAUGCUUACAUAUGAAGAUAAUGUGAAGCCCUACGAAAAUGUUUGUAAUGCAAAGAUGUCUACUGAUUACUGCUCCUCUCUCCAUGGACAACUUGGUUAACUAACUUCUUGUCUCUGCUGGCCUGUCCUGAACUUGAGUGAGGCGGAGCCGUGUAGCGCUCCCCAUUGCAGGACACUCAAACCAGCUCUUGCACUGUUGUGCUAUUUUCCAAGUUUCAUUUUGCUUUCAGAAAGCAGUGAAAGAAUAAUAUCCAUUUUUACCACUGUAAUGUUGUGAAUUUUGUCCCAGUAUUUUCCUCAGCCUCACAAAGCCAAAUGUAAGAUUUAAUUACUUCUAAAAUGACAUAAUAGCAUGUGUGUAUCUCUGAAACUAUGGAUGAAUGUUGUCGUGAGGUCAGGAUUUAGCCUUUGGUACUGCUAUCUCUACCACAGCAGUAUUCUCCGGGCCUCCUCACAGAUCUGUUUCUUCAUGCAUAGUCAUUAUUCCACAGACUGCACACAACUGAAGGACUGUUACUGUUAACUGUUCUUCUCUGCUGUUGUGGACCUGCACCACUUUAGACAAGGACACGCUUGCAAGCAUUCCUUUGUCAGGUAUUCACUUUGACUCCACCUUUUCCCUUUUUAAGGUUUUUGCUCAUUUUUGUACAGGAUUUGGACAUUUCCCCCUGUGAGGACCAUCUUCAGUGGUGGUAUAGGUUAAGAAUGCUCACCCUGCUCAUUUUUCUUUUCCAUGUUAAAGUUUUUGAGACUGGGGUGACGUCUUGCAGCAGAGCAUGUGUGGAGCGCAGGCUUCUCUAGCCCUCUGACCCUCAUUCCGUUGUAAUGGAAGCCAUAUGAGAGGGGAAGCGAGAGUAAUGUUGGGGGAGGGGUGCGGAUGAUUGGGAUACACUGUCAAUCAAAACAAGUCUCUACCAUCUUUGUGAGACAGUUUUGUUCCUCUGACUGUCAGCUGGUAUACAUGUGUAAACAAGUUACUGUACUGUUAAGACAAAUGCCUCUUGUGCUUUGCACUGGCUUGCUUAGUGUACGUCAUGUUUCUGUUUUCCUGUUUUGCUUUGCUCCUAAUUACGGCAAACGGCUGCAGCUGCAGUGUUCCUUUCCAUUGUCGUCUAUAUAUGGUAACGUCCUGAGCAAGCAUCUGUCACUAAACAGAAAUUAUACUCUGCAGAAUGUUCCAUUCAGGAUUCCACAUGGAUUAUGGGCCACGCAGUUGCACUGGUAAAUUGGUAUCAUAUCAUAUGUUUAAACAGGUGUGUGUUUACAGUUGUGUAUUUUAUGCUCUAUUACUCUCUGACUGUGGUCCUCCAGUAACAACUGUAUGAACACAUCCUAUUCAUGCUCACCAGUGUGUGUUUGUUUUACUAAAUUUAGUUUUACAAAUUUAGUGUGAGAAUGAGCUUGUGUUUGUUGCUCCUCAGCAGGCUAGAUGCAUUUUGGCAAGUGUCCCAAAGCACUGUGAACUCUGUUUAUUACCAGUCUUCAUUUUCAUAUACCUGUUGUAUUAGUUCAUUUUUUUAUUUUCUGUUUUCACCAUACUUCUAUCUGUUUUUAUUUCCACCCAAAAAAAAAACUCUCAAGUGUCGAAUGGAAUGCACUGCUCCCCAAGACUGAACAUGCUUUACCUACACUGUCCCUCAACCAGUGGUCAAUGUGGAUAUAAUAGUACCUAUUAUGACAUGUGUAUUGUAUGUUUGCCAAAGAAUGGUUUGCACUGUAAUGUAUGCCUCUUGACAGUAAAAAUAAAUAAAUAAGCCACAUUUGAAUUACAGUCA